CAUCAUACAUGCAUUUAACACCUCCAGUUCCUUCUACUUACCUACCUCUUACCUACCUACCUACCUCUUUGUAGGCCAGCCCUCUCCAGAACGCGCCGUCCAUCUUUACGUCUCGCCAUGUUGCGGGCAGACGAAGCCUUGAGAUAGCAGCUUAAUUGGCUGCCAGAAUCCUCGCUGUCCCUCCCUGCCUAUGAUAUCCCGACAAUUGGGCAUGCGGAUGAAGGUCCCAACAGCCUUGAUUAGCCAUGUAUUGGCCUAUCGGAACCCCUAGAGUGUAUGCGACAACCACCCAAGCUCCCACCUCGACCUCGAAUCCUAUCCUAUCUCACGAUGGCAUCGCCUCCGGUUCCGCCGCCGACAAUGAAUCGCUGUCCAGCAAAUCUUUGUCCAGUAUCGAGCCUCCGCCUCCUAUAAUACACGAUGAACCGGAUCGAAGCAGCAUACCAGACCGAAACCUGCCCGACAGAAUUGCGCCAGACACCCUCGCGCCACCCAUCACGCCAGGCCUCAGAACCCCAGCUACGCCAGCCGUAAAUUCCGUAGAGCAUGAUACCUAUCACGAUGGGGGCUGGCAAGGCUUUCAGCAGUUUCUUCCGUCGUCUGGGCCGGUCGCCAGCAUCCCAGCUUCGGAUCCUGUCGUUGCGCUGAAGGUAUCUAGGACAGGCCACCUAUUCGCCGUUAUUACGGCCACUACCAUGACAAUAUGGCAGACCAAGCCGACCGUAAUCCAGGCCGUUGUCGUCCGAUCCGAAGCAUCCGUCAAAUCCUACGGCACCAACGUAGCGCUUCUACUCAGACCCGAUUCUGUUAUCUUCGUAGUCCAGACUAGCCUGGGGUAUUUGAUAACGUAUUCGCUCGCGACCGAUGCCGAAUCCCGCGUGUACAAACCCCACUUCUCAGAUCACAGCAAUAUACAAAGGCGGCGGCAAAGCCACUUCGGAGGUCCCGGUAACAACGCCCCCGACCAGAUCUUAUUAGGACCGGGCGAAGGGGUUGGGGUCCGCGAUAUUAGCGUCCGCUUUCGGAGGGUUAUCAAAGUCGAUGCUGGUAUUCAGUGUGCUAUCGCCCUCGAUGACGAGCUGGUCGUGGCGACCAAGAAGCCGGCCGCUGUGCAAUGUAUUCGGUGGACCCCGGACAGCACCGGCAAUCAAACCAGCACCGAGCUUGUCAGUCGGAUGGGCUGGUUAGAGAAGAAGGUGUCGAUCAAAGAAAUGACCCAUGAUCGGCCCAUGAACCUCUCUACUUGGGUCACGAGCGACGGCAAAGCCUACGCGGUCCAACGAAUCUCGGCCCGUCAAGCCGAGGAUAAUGCCGAGUUCGAUCCUAAGAAGUUAUUCAAAGGUUACUGCUUCCAUUCUCCACAGAGGGGCGGAGACCACGCUACGAAAGCCGUCGUCAACGCUCGGUUUUCACUGAUUGCCGUUGGCUGUGCUGACGGGAGCAUCCGCGUAUAUUCCGCCCGGGAUUAUGCCGGCAAUAUCCCCUCUUCCCACGUCCAUCGACUCCCGGUCUCCCCGGAAGCCUCAGGUCCCCUUACCACUCUGAGCUAUUCACCUGAUGGAUAUUGCCUCUUUGCCGGCUACGAAAACGGGUGGGCGACGUGGAGUGUGUUUGGCAAGACGGCUAGUCAUAGCUUCAGCGCCAACCCUUCGAUUAGCUUUGCCAAUCGGGAAGGGUGGUUGGACGGUAUAACGGAAGCUUGUUGGAUCGGCGGGGCUUGCGAGAUAUUAAUGGUCGUUCCCCAGAGCGAGGCUAUCUGGUUGCUUGAGAUGGCGCGGAGUGCUGUGACUGGCUGCUAUAGCCCCCCGAAUCUCUUCCGCACCGUAUUGCAGAGCUCAUCCAGCGUCAUGGUUUACCGCGGUUAUGAUCUCCCGGACCUCACCAGCAUAUCUGCCGAGCCAUUCCUUUGGCACAAUGCGAGGAUACCUUCGAAUUAUCUUUUAAACCAAUGGCCGAUUAAGUGUACCGUCAUAUCCUCCGACGGGAGGUAUGUCGCGGUUGCCGGGAAGAGGGGCCUCGCACACUACAGCGUGAAUAGCGGUCGGUGGAAGACGUUUGCGAAUGAGGCUAUGGAGAACGAGUUUCAGGUUAGGGGCGGGAUGUGUUGGUAUCAGCAUAUCCUUGUAGCCGCUGUUGAGGCCAACCGGUCGUACGAACUCCGUCUGUAUUCGAGAGAAGCAGCGCUCGAAAGUUCGACGGUGAUGUUCACGCAGCAGAUGCCAGCGCCUAUCGUUCUAAUUACUCCUUCAGGGGAUGACUCCUUGCUGGCUUAUACCUACGACAAUCUCCUCUACCAUUUUGUCUUUGCGCCGGUUUCUGGCGCUAUACGACCUAUACAAGUGGGCCAGAUCGCUUUCCACGGUAUUGUCAGGUCGCCCGCGAGGGUGAGGGGGCUGAGUUGGAUCCUACCCGAGAGCCAGAUGACGGACGGCGACCCGUCACAAGACGUCGCAUUUGCAUCGGUACUUUUCCUUGUGGACGGGAAGCUCGUCCUCCUCCAACCGUCGCUUAAUCACGAAGGACAGCUCAAAUACGACAUGCGCCUCAUAUCUCACAACGUGGAAUUCUACGCAAGUAUGAGAGACCAGUCAUAUGUCAGCAUGUUGAAAGAUGGUAGCUCCCGCUCCCCGGUUAGCAACGAGGAGAGCAGUCUUCGCAAUUCACUAUGGGUAUAUGAGGGCCACGAAUUAAAGGUGUGGCCCGAUGUGCAAGAAGUUCUGCGGGCGACCUCGGUUGAGCCGGCAAGGGGGUUGCCCCCUACGGUCUGUAUGCCGAUAGACUUCUACCCCCUUUCUAUCCUCUUGGGCAAAGGGAUUAUUCUAGGGGUCGAGCCGGAACUAGUGCAGCGAAGAGACAUCAGCUUCUCCUUUUUCCGCUUCUCUAUCCGGACUCACCUUUUUCUUCCCGAGAUAUUGCGGUUCCAUCUCGUGGCUAACAACGCCGCCGCGGCACUCAAACUAGCUCAGCAGUACGAGACGCUCGAGUACUUCGCACACGGGUUAGAAGUGCUACUCCACCACGUUCUCGACGAGGAGGUUGACUUGGCGCCGAAGCCAGAAGCUGCGAUCCUGCCAAGGGUGCUCUCCUUAUUAUCCUCGUUCAAGCAAUACCUGGAUAUAGUAGUUCAGUGUACGAGAAAAACCGAAGUCAGGUCAUGGCGGACGCUCUUUGCGUACCUGCCCCCGCCGCAAGAGCUGUUCGAGGAAUCGCUCCAACGCGGGUCGCUGAAGACGGCCGGAGGCUACCUAUUGAUACUACACACGUUCGAGGAGCUGGACGCCGCAUCGGAACAAUCGGUGCGACUAUUCUCGCGAGCGAUUCGUGAAGAGGAUUGGGAGCUAUGCAAGGAGUUGGCUCGGUUUCUGGCGGCGAUGGACGAAAGCGGGGAGACGCUCAAGGGGGCUAUGGAGUUGGUGAACGUGCGCGUCAAGCAAGAGUCGGACGACGGCGACGUGAUGAUGAGACUCGAGGUUCCGACGCGGAAAGCUAACGGCAGUUUGCGUCUAACGCGACAGAACUCGGAUGUCAGCUCUGACAUGCAAUCGGGCAGCGACAUGAGCAGUAUCAGCACCGCGAGCCCGAUAUAGCAACAGUGCGGUGGCGGUUUAGGAUAUGAUACAGGUGUGGCCGGGCUGGAAGGCGUUCGUCUUUUUCCCUCUUCUUUUGAUGUUGCACUACCCGCAUGAUGAUUGGGGAAGAAGAGUUGUACGGCAGCCUUGGAUUGUCGGCGAUACGUAUUCGACGAUAGUGAGGGAUGACGCGCCUGCUUAUAUAUAUAUAUAUAUACACACAUAUACAGGUGAUUUCGCUCUAGGCAUCCCUCACCUGUGUGUAUAGCAAUACAGACGGCGGCGAUAUCCCGCCGUGUCCUCACAAUCGACACGCCUGACCUCAAUACAGAUGAUUCAAGCUGUUAUCACCUGCCUACCUACCGCCGAGGCCCUUUUAAAUCUGUUUCCGUACACAUCUUGUCUUGUAGCAGAAGAUACCUAGGUACCUAGGUAGGU
Molecule: messenger RNA, 4007 nt
Organism: Durotheca rogersii
Lineage: Eukaryota; Fungi; Ascomycota; Sordariomycetes; Xylariales; Xylariaceae
Product: RIC1-domain-containing protein
Exons: 3
Coding region: 246-3587 (1113 amino acids)
Biological process (GO): retrograde transport, endosome to Golgi; intracellular protein transport
Cellular component (GO): Ric1-Rgp1 guanyl-nucleotide exchange factor complex; Golgi membrane; cytosol
Molecular function (GO): protein binding
Source: RefSeq, a predicted model, not a curated record